This is a messenger RNA of Gekko japonicus, 845 nucleotides long. RefSeq names its product actin-related protein 2. Gene Ontology annotation, cellular component: Arp2/3 protein complex; actin cortical patch. Gene Ontology annotation, biological process: Arp2/3 complex-mediated actin nucleation. The record is from RefSeq and is a predicted model, not a curated record. The transcript is spliced from 7 exons. Gene Ontology annotation, molecular function: actin filament binding. The annotation marks the transcript as partial. NCBI's taxonomy places the organism in Eukaryota, Metazoa, Chordata, Lepidosauria, Squamata, Gekkonidae.
AUGUAUGAUAAGUUUGUGAAAUGUGGGUACGCGGGCUCAAAUUUCCCAGAACACAUCUUCCCGGCUCUGGUUGGAAGACCAAUCAUUCGAUCGACUACCAAAGUGGGAAACAUCGAAAUCAAGGACCUUAUGGUAGGCGAUGAAGCGAGUGAGCUGCGGUCCAUGUUGGAAGUGAACUACCCGAUGGAGAACGGCAUUGUCCGGAACUGGGACGACAUGAAGCACCUUUGGGACUACACCUUUGGACCAGAAAAACUGAACAUCGACACGCAAAACUGUAAAAUACUGCUGACAGAACCUCCCAUGAACCCAACGAAGAACAGGGAAAAGAUUGUGGAGGUAAUGUUUGAAACUUACCAAUUUUCUGGGGUCUACGUAGCCAUUCAGGCGGUGCUCACUCUUUAUGCUCAAGGGUUACUGACAGGCGUCGUCGUGGAUUCUGGAGACGGCGUGACCCACAUCUGUCCCGUCUACGAAGGUUUCUCCCUUCCUCAUCUCACCAGGAGGCUCGACAUCGCUGGCAGAGAUAUUACCAGAUACCUCAUCAAGCUGCUCUUGCUACGAGGUUACGCCUUCAACCAUUCCGCCGAUUUUGAGACGGUGCGCAUGAUUAAAGAGAAGCUCUGCUACGUGGGCUACAAUAUUGAGCAGGAGCAGAAGCUGGCCUUGGAAACGACCGUGCUGGUGGAGUCCUACACGCUCCCCGACGGCAGGAUCAUCAAAGUGGGCGGCGAACGGUUCGAGGCCCCGGAGGCUCUGUUCCAGCCUCACCUGAUCAACGUGGAAGGGGUGGGCGUUGCCGAACUGCUCUUCAACACCAUCCAAGCUGCAGACAUCGACACCAG